Pelagomonas calceolata is the source of this 2856-nucleotide messenger RNA. The record is from the annotation of a GenBank genome assembly. NCBI's taxonomy places the organism in Eukaryota, Pelagophyceae, Pelagomonadales, Pelagomonadaceae.
AUGGGCACCGCAAGCCCUCCCGGCAAGUCAAGGACAUUUCAAAGGUUAUGCGUGCGCGUCGCGCUGCCUCUUGCGUUGGCCCGGCGCAUGGGCGUGACCGAAGCACUAGAGCAACAAAGAUUCCGCGCGUACAACCGGACGACCCUGCUGGCGGGCGUGGCCGAAGCUGCGUCCGCGAGUGGCGACGACGUCAAGAGAUUCUGGCCGUUCGCGUUGCGCCACUUCGUGACGCCCGUCGCGGGCUACUACCUGUGCGAUCGCUACGUCGGCGAUGAGGUCGAGCGGUACGGAUUGCCGCCGCCCGUCGGCGCGCGCCUCGAGCUCAUGGCCGCCGCGGCUGCGGCCGUCGCUCCCUUCGCGUCCGUCUACGUGCAGGCGCGGUACGUCGAAGCCUUCGCAGCGAGCGUGGUUCCCCACCUCCGCGCGCCCAUCGUCCUCGUCACGGGCUCGGAGGAGCUGCCCCAGGUCGAGGCGUCGAAUUGGACCGAGGCACUGCUUGAGGACCGGAGGAUCGCGUUCUGGUUCUCGCAGAACCCUGUCUACUCCGGGCGUGCCCGCUACGGCGGGUUCCCCUACGGCGUGCGCACGGAGACGGUCCUCGGGUUCGCAAAGGCGCUGGUACGCUCGGGGGACGGGCCCCGGAGGCCCGGUCUCCAGCUGACGUACACGUCGCGGCAUCGCAUGAACGGUUGGAUGCGAGCGGGCCUGCCCAACGGCCCGCGGCUCCCGGUGCACGCCUUCUACGACCUGCUGGCGACGGCUUCAUUCGUGCUCUCGCCCUGCGGCGACCGCUGCGACACGUACCGUACGUACGAGGCGAUUGGCCUCGGCGCCGUGCCGGUUGUAAACGCGCCGGAAGCCCUCUACAGCCCGGGCCUGCUCGCGGGCAGCGCCGUCUUUUUCGAUUCGGCGCACCCCGAGCGCGCGGAGGCGAUGCGCCGCGGCGGCACUCUCCCACCGUACGCGGAGCCGGACCGCGGCCUCGUCCAGCUCGACGCCUGGCGCGAGCGCAUCGCCGCCGCGGCCGCGGCCGCGCGGGCGGGCGCCGCCGUCCCGGCGCCGGCGCCAGCCGCCGCCGCGCCGGCACCGCCCCGCCGCGUGCCGUACAAGGCGGAGCUCGGCUGGUGGCACUUCGAGCACCCGAGGCGCCGGCUCGGGGGUACGGGAUCGUGCUACCCGGCGUGCUGGGGCCUUGGGAACGAGGUCGUCUACCAGUGCAAGUUCGGACGCAUCGGCUGCCAGAACCCGCGCAACUGGCCCAGCAUCGACGAGUACGCGGCGGGCUGGCGGCUCCUGGCGCCGUUUAUGAAGCGUUUCCUCGCAUCGCAGAAUGCGACGGCCGACGCCACGUACGCGCGGACCGCGGUCGUCCACUUCCGGUGCAGCGACGUGCCGUUUUCGCGGCACGACGAGUACUUCCUACUCCCGCGGCGGUACUUCGACCGUGUGCGCGCAUGGCUUGGGGCUCGACGAAGCGACUGGGACUCGGUCGUCAUCUUGAGCUGCCCCGAGCUGCCGGCGGCGGGCGCGCCCGCGUCGCCGCUCGCGGCCGCGCGAUGCGGCGACUUCGUCGACGUGAUCGCAGGGUGGCUCGGUGGCGCGGCGACGAUCUGCGAGCGCGAUUCGGCGGUCGCGCUCGGCGCCAUGCUCGGUGCCGCGGCCCUCGUGUCGACGGGCGGGUCCUUCUCGUUCGCCGCGGGCGUUGCGCGCGGCGACGGCGCGUUUUUCGCUCCCUCGCUCGCCGGCGUCGGAGACUUCCCAGAGGCCGCGCGCCUCGCGGCCGCGGUGCCCUGGGCCUCGACGGGCACCCACGAUCGCCUCGGCCACGGCUGCGUGGACGACUACGCGACGUUUGACUACGCGGCAGCGCCCGCCGACGGCUGCGCGUCGGCGAGCGACCGGGGCUGGAUGCCAUCGCGCAAGUACCGCUGUGCGCUGACGGAGGAGGCACGCGUGGUCGCGCGUCAGGGAUCGGCCCCGGCCCCGGCCCCGGCGGCCACUCCGGCCGCGCCCGCGCCGCCCCCCGGGUCGCGCGUCGUCGCGACUGGCGCGUCCAAGAGCCACGCGUGGCACCUCGCCGAGUUCGCGAAGCAGUUCCACUCGCUGCGGAGCGGCGUCCACCUCGUCGUCUACGACCUGGGUCUCGGGCCCACGGCCGGUGGCGCGCGGCGCGCGGUCGAGGCGGGGGGCGGCGAGUUCCGGACCAUGCCCUGGGACGCGCUGCCGGCGUGGAUGGCGGUCGAGGGCGGCCCGCGCUACGCGGGCGAGUACGCCUUCAAGCCCUGGAUCGUGGCGCGCCUCCUCGACGAGUUCGAGAGCGUGCUGUGGCUCGACGCCGGGAACCGCGUCGGCGACGCCGCCGCGCUCGACGCCGUCUUUGCCAACAUCACGGCGCGCGGGCUCUGGACGACGUCGUCGGGCCCGUCGCUGGCGCGCUGGGUGCACCCCGGCAUGGCGGCGCGCCUCGGUGCAUCGGCGUUCGUCCGCGACCGCGGCGACGCCCUCAUGUGCAACGGCGCCUUCGUGGGCUUUUCGCGCGCGUCGCCGACGUACGAGCAGGUUUUUAGGCCGUGGUUCGCUUGCUCCAUGGACCUCGGCUGCCUCGCGCCGCCUGGCGCGGACCGCGCGAACCAUAGGCAGGACCAGUCGGCCCUCUCGGUCCUCGCCUACCAGCACGGCCUCGGUGACCUCUGCAACCGUACCGCCACGCCGCUCGUUGGCAAACGCCAGCCCAUCUGGGGGCACUUCUUCGACAAAGAAUUUGACCGCUGGCCCCCGGCAAAAAAGGCCGCCUACCUCGAUCGCUCUGCAAAGGACCCGUACUGCGCCAGGUUCGGCUGCCGGCGGCGUCGGUAA